Molecule: messenger RNA, 1152 nt
Organism: Lytechinus variegatus (green sea urchin)
Lineage: Eukaryota; Metazoa; Echinodermata; Echinoidea; Temnopleuroida; Toxopneustidae
Exons: 1
Coding region: 1-1152 (383 amino acids)
Biological process (GO): deoxyribonucleotide biosynthetic process
Cellular component (GO): cytosol
Molecular function (GO): ribonucleoside-diphosphate reductase activity, thioredoxin disulfide as acceptor
Source: RefSeq, a predicted model, not a curated record
AUGGCUAAACUACACGACAAGAGCGAUGCCUGUUGUAAAUCAGAAUUGGAUCUUUUUACUAUCCCCAGUACACAAAUGAGUAUUCUCAAAGGACCUUGGGUCGAAUACCACCCUGUCAGUACCAUCACGGAUGCAGCUCCUAUUGAAUUCAACGUAGGGGGUACCGCGGAAGAAUAUGUCGAUCUCUCUCAAACCAUGAUUCAAGUGACAACCAAAAUCGUCAACCCUGACAAUUCAUCUCUCAGACCAGAUGCUCAGGUGGGACCCGUUAAUCUAUUUUUACCCUCGCUCUUCAGCCAGGUUGACGUGAUGCUAAAUGAAAAAUUAGUGUCGCAACCUUCAAACACCUACCCUUAUAGGGCUUUAAUGGAGACAUUGUUACACUACGGAAGUGAGGCAAAGACAUCGCAGCUUACUCAACAAUUGUACUACAAAGACGAAGCGGGUAGAAUGGACGCCGUCAACCCUUUAGAUGACGAAACAAACGAGGGACUAAAGAAACGACAUACGUUUAUAGCGGGAAGUAAACUCCUCGCUAUGAUUGGACCUGUAUACGCCGAUCUUUUCUUUCAGGAAAGACUUUUACUACCUGGAGUCGAUUUAAAGCUCAAAUUCAACCGCAGCAAGGACUCGUUCUGUCUUCUAUCAUCCGACACAAAUCCAAAGUACAAAGUGGUCAUUGACAAGGCUUCCCUCUACGUCAGGAGAGUGAAAGUCAACCCAUCGGUGAUGAUCUCACACACUAAAACACUGGAAAAAUCAAACGCAAAGUAUCCCGUGAACAAAGUAGAUGUACGUUCCUUUUCGAUUCCUGCUGGUAACAUGUCAGUGAGCAAGGAUAACCUCUUUCUUGGUCAACUCCCCAACCGAAUCAUCGUCGGUUUCGUAGACAACGAUGCUUACAACGGUUCCUAUACCAAAAAUCCUUAUAACUUCAAACAUCUUAAUCUCAACUUCAUUGGUGUCACUAUCGAUGGGGAAUCAAUACCUAUGAGACCUCUUCGUCCCAACUAUGUAGAAGGACCAGGGCAGAAUUUCAUACACGCUUACAAUUCUCUCUUCAUGGGUUGUGGCCGUAUGUUUAGGAUAAAGGAUUGGACAUUGACAGAGAAGAAUAUUCAAAGGGAUACACGCUGUACACCUUUGACCUGA